AUGCCCAUCACAGUCAUUUUAGGCUCCCAAUGGGGAGAUGAAGGCAAAGGAAAACUCACCGACAUCCUGGCCCCCGAGGCACAACUCUGUGCCCGAGCUGCUGGCGGUCAUAAUGCAGGUCAUUCGAUUGUAGCGAACGGUGUCUCGUACAGCUUCCACUUGCUUCCGUCUGGUCUCAUUAACCCCAAUUGCAUCAACUUCAUCGGCUCUGGUGUCGUCUUUCACGUACCGAGUUUCUUUAAGGAACUGCAACAGCUCGAGGAGAAGGGCCUCACCACCGUUCAUGACCGAAUUUUCGUAUCUGACCGGGUCCACAUCGAUUUGGACCUACACGUCGCCGCUGAUGGACUCGAGGAGGCGGAACUCGGAGCAAACAGAAUUGGCACCACAUUGAAAGGCAUUGGUACGACGUACAGCGCCAAGGCUGCGCGCCGUGGAAUUAGACUGGCUGAGGUCUUCCACCCCGAGCUCUUUGAGACCAAGCUCCGAAGAUUGGCCAAUGGUUACCGCCAGCGUUACGGCGACCUCUUUGUCUACGAUGUGGAGGAGGAGCUCGCUCGUUUCAAGGAGUACCGAGAGAAGCUGGCCAAGUACACCGUCGACGGCGUGACCUUUAUGCGGUCAGCGCAGGAGUCGAACAAAAACAUCGUGGUCGAGGGCGCCAACGCGCUGAUGCUCGACAUCGACUACGGGUCUUACCCGUUCGUCACCUCGUCCAACACCACCCUGGCCGGCAUCCUGGGCGGCCUCGCGCUGAACCCCAAGAACGUGACGGACAUCAUCGGCGUCGUCAAGGCGUACACCACGCGCGUCGGUCAGGGCGCCUUCAAGACGGAGGAGACGGGCGAGGUCGGCAACAAGUUACAGGAGAUUGGCCGCGAGUGGGGCACCACGACCGGCCGCCGGCGCCGGUGCGGGUGGCUCGACCUCGUCGUGGUCAAUUACAGCACGGCCAUCAACUUCUACACGGCGCUCAACCUCACCAAGCUCGACGUCCUGGACACGUUCGAGACGAUCAAGGUCGCCGUCGCGUACAAGGUGGACGGCCAGGAGCUCAAGUCGUACCCGGCGGACCUGGACAUCCUGGACCGCGCCGAGGUCGUCUACCACGAGAUGCCCGGCUGGCAGGAGCCGACGACCAAUGCGAAGACCUUUGAGGAGCUUCCGGCCCGCGCCAGGGAGUACGUCGAGUACAUUGAGAAGUACGUGGGCGUCAAGGUGCGAUGGAUCGGCACCGGCCCGGACCGCGAGGCCAUGAUCACGCGCGAUUAA
This is a messenger RNA of Cordyceps fumosorosea ARSEF 2679, 1272 nucleotides long. Its product is annotated as Adenylosuccinate synthetase. The transcript has 10 exons. Gene Ontology annotation, biological process: 'de novo' AMP biosynthetic process; IMP metabolic process. Bases 1 to 1272 code for a protein of 423 amino acids. Lineage: Eukaryota; Fungi; Ascomycota; Sordariomycetes; Hypocreales; Cordycipitaceae. The record is from RefSeq and is a predicted model, not a curated record. Gene Ontology annotation, cellular component: cytoplasm. Gene Ontology annotation, molecular function: adenylosuccinate synthase activity; GTP binding.